UUUUUAUUGCUGCAACUGAUACGACGACUGUCUCAAUCGUUUGGACGAUGACGGCACUAAUGAAAGCGCCCAUCGUGAUGAAAAAAGUGCAAGCAGAAAUCAGAAAUUUGAUAGGUGAAAAGGGUAAAUUAGAUGAAGGUGAUUUGCCCAACCUUCCCUAUUUGACAGCAGUGAUUAAGGAGACAUUGAGGUUGUACCCUCCAGCUCCACUGCUUGUACCAAGACAAACAAUAGAAAAAUGCACUCUAGAGGGAUACGAGAUUCAACCUAAUACGGUGGUUUUUGUUAACGUGUGGGCGGUUGCAAGAGAUCCGAAGUACUGGGAAAAUCCAGACGAGUUCAUGCCUGAGAGGUUCUUGAAUAGCAAUAUUCAUGAUAUCACGGGGCAAGACUUCAGGGCGAUCCCAUUUGGAUCAGGACGAAGAAUUUGCCCUGGGAUGUCUAUGGGACUUGCAAACGUGGAGCUCACGGUUGCAAGUCUUCUCUACAAUUUCGACUGGGAAAUGCCUGAAGGGAUCAAAGCUCAAGAUAUCGAUACUGAUACCGUACCUGGAAUCACUAUGCAUAAGAAAAACCCUCUCAUCCUUGUAGCUAGAGACUACGUUGCUUAGUUUGAAGCCUCUUUUUUAAAAAAGAGGAUUAAUAAGGUUUUUUCAUUUUCCCCUGCGAUGACUCAAAUUCUCAACUAUUACGAUUGAAGGAGAAGCUUCUUACCAAAUGAGCUA
This is a messenger RNA of Salvia miltiorrhiza (redroot sage), 725 nucleotides long. RefSeq names its product 6,7,8-trihydroxycoumarin synthase-like. The transcript has a single exon. Bases 48 to 611 code for a protein of 187 amino acids. Gene Ontology annotation, molecular function: oxidoreductase activity, acting on paired donors, with incorporation or reduction of molecular oxygen; heme binding; iron ion binding. The record is from RefSeq and is a predicted model, not a curated record. NCBI's taxonomy places the organism in Eukaryota, Viridiplantae, Streptophyta, Magnoliopsida, Lamiales, Lamiaceae.